Molecule: messenger RNA, 1377 nt
Organism: Macrosiphum euphorbiae (potato aphid)
Lineage: Eukaryota; Metazoa; Arthropoda; Insecta; Hemiptera; Aphididae
Source: the annotation of a GenBank genome assembly
AUGAAGAAAAGCGAUGAUGACGACGACGACAACAACGAGAGUUGUUACACGGACUACGAGACUGAUGGUUUUUGGAGUUCAGAGAAAACUCUAAUGGAAUCCGUACAGGGAAAAGGGGCCGCGAACGCAUCGACGACCACCCGGAGGAAGAAGAAGAAGAAGAAGGUCAGGGACCGAGGAGAUGGUAAGAAGUUGAACGUGGCCGGAACAGGCCUGAGACACCAGUGGCGAUGUUUCCUGCAGGAGAAUGACGACGAGUGGCGAAAGUUCUGGAAUGCCGGACGCAAAUGCUUUAUCAACACGGUGAUAUUGGUGGUCAUGUGCGGCGUGGGAGGUAUGGUGUUCCGUUACACCGAAGGAGCUUUCGAGUCGUUCUACAAGUGCGGCGUGAAGAGGGUGAAGCGCGACUUCUUGGACGGGCUGUGGACGGACAGCCGGAGGAUGGGCGCAGACGAAUGGAAACAGACGGCCCGCCGGAAACUGGUAGAGUUCGAGGAGCAGCUGCACGACGCCUUCGAGGCGGGCACGACCACGUACAGCGGCCGCAGCUCGUGGAGCUUCGUCAACUCGGCCAUUUACUGUUUCACCGUGGUCACGACCAUAGGUUACGGUCAUAUAUCUCCGUCGACGAAUACUGGUCGGCUGAUUACCAUUGUGUACGCAAUAUUUGGCAUACCGAUAUUCCUUAUUUUGUUAGCCGAUUUCGGAAAAAUGUUCACCAGAGGCAUUAAAUUUCUCUGGGCGUUCGUCCGGCGUCUAUACUACACCGGCAGCUGUCGAAAAGUUCGCAGAACUGCGCCAGUUCAAGAGGUCAUGAAAGGCGUACAGAUGAUGUACGACAUUACCAAGUUCCGGAGGCCAAGCAACAUGUUCGGUGGGGUUCCGGACAGUCAAUCCGGAUUUCCUCCCACGUCCCCUAGCACGCCGGCCCUCAGCGUGUACACAAUCGACGACGAGUUCAACCUACCCGUUUCGGUUGCGUUCAUGAUGCUGGUAGUAUACAUCGUAAUUGGAGCAAUCAUGUUUUGUUUCGAGGAAGGAUGGGGAUUUUUUGAAUCCUUCUAUUUCGUCUUCAUAUCCAUGUCGACGAUCGGAUUCGGAGAUUUCGUGCCCAAGAACCAACUCGUGAUGAUUGUGUCUAUCGUAUACUUGGUUUUCGGACUCGCACUGACGUCUAUGUGCAUCAAUGUAGUACAGGAAAAGUUGCAGAAUUCGUUUAGACAAGCGACGACUAAAAUAAGUGCAACAAUUGGUCUCGGGUUACCACGAGUAGACAAUAACGAGCCGGCGCCUAUCGUGGUGGACGACAUGAUAACCAUCGACGCGGACAUGACAACAAUCGAUACGGACGCAGUUACAGAUAACGACGACGACUGA